Messenger RNA from Solea senegalensis (Senegalese sole), 2898 nucleotides. It is a transcript of the gene faf1, whose product is annotated as Fas (TNFRSF6) associated factor 1. NCBI's taxonomy places the organism in Eukaryota, Metazoa, Chordata, Actinopteri, Pleuronectiformes, Soleidae. Gene Ontology annotation, cellular component: nucleus; endoplasmic reticulum. The record is from RefSeq and is a predicted model, not a curated record. The transcript has 19 exons. The coding region runs from base 256 to 2280 and encodes 674 amino acids. Gene Ontology annotation, molecular function: ubiquitin binding; NF-kappaB binding.
AGCUCCUUUACGACAGCCGUAAAGGACUAGCUGACAAUAAUGAUAUGAGAUAACUGAACAGUGUAACGUUACUUUACAGAGUUUUGUCCGUCUGAAGCCGACAAAUCUCGACACAAUUUAACAUAUUUAAUUUGCCAACGUCUCAGCCGUCGCCACGUGAAGGCAACGCGUUGUAUUCGUGUUCAGGGUCUCUCUGUGAGGCGAGAAAGCAACGAGUGCCAGUGGAAGAAGAAUUGCUUUUAGCCAGUCAUUGCCAUGGCCUCCAUAAGCGGCGACAGCAACAUGGACAGAGAGAUGAUUCUGGCCGACUUUCAGGCAUGCACUGGAAUUGACAACAUUGCAGAGGCAAUCACCCUGUUAGAGCUUAAUAACUGGGAUUUAGUGGCAGCCAUCAAUGGAGUGAUACCACAGGAGAAUGGGAUCUUACAAAGUAACUUUUCCAGUGAAGCGAGCCAGGCCAGCAUAUAUGGACCUCUUAGCCAAUCAGAAGCAGCCGAUGCAGCGGCAGGCGGGGCAGUCCCUCCCCCCUCCACUUCGUCUUCAUCCUCCUCUCCCCCAUCAUCCUCAACUUCAGCGUUUUGCCCCGUCAACCCCACCUCCCGCCUCAUUGUAGAGCGGCAACCCCGGAUGCUCCACUUCAGGGUGGAGUACCGGCAGCGCACUGUAGAGCUGGUACUGGAGGAAGGCAGCACAGUCGGAGAAAUCAAACAAAUCCUCUUGACAGAGCUUGGGGUUCCAGUGUCCAAAAUGCAGCUGAAGGGCUGGAAGAGUGGAGAUGUAUCGGACAGUACGGUGCUGAGAAGUUUACACCUGCCCAAGAACAACAACCUGUAUGUCCUCACCCCAGACAUUGCUCCCACUGCCAGCACCAGCAAAAACAGUGCUCUUCAAGAUUCGUUAAACCAGAACUUCCUGCUGGUCAUCAGCCACCGUGAGGCCCAGAGGGACUACAGCCUCAACUUCCCCGGCUCCAGAACCAUACAAGAAGUGAAGAGAAACAUUUCAGACCUGACCAACAUACCAGUCCGGCAUCAACAAUGGGAGGGAUGGCCUGCAUCAGCAUCCGAUGACUCUAUGACGCUAGCUGUUUCUGGAAUCAGCUAUCCCUGCCAUCACCUCAGUGUUUGUCGGAGGUCCUCCACAGCGAAUGCCCAGGAGCCCACAGAGGAAUGUGCCGAUGUCCAUAUGAUCAGCGACAGUGAGGGUGAUGAUUUUGAAGAUGCGUCAGAGUUUGGUGUGGACGACUCAGAGAUGUUUGGAAUGGGCUCCUCAACCUGUCGGAAAUCCCCUAUGAUGCCAGAAAACAGUGAGAAUGAAGCUGAUGCCUUACUGCACUUUACUGCCGAAUUUUCCUCAAGAUAUGGAGAGAACCACCCAAUGUUCUUCAUUGGGUCUUUGGAGGCAGCAUCUCAAGAAGCCUUCUAUGGCAAAGCCAGAGAUAGAAAGCUGCUGGCCAUCUACCUCCACAAUGACGACAGUGUCCUCAGCAACGUCUUCUGCUCUCAAAUGAUGUGUGCCGACUCCAUUGUCUCGUACCUGAGCCAGAACUUCAUUACAUGGGCAUGGGAUGUCACUAAGGAAGCUAACAAAGCCAGACUACUCACCAUGUGCACGAGGCACUUUGGAAGUGUUGUGACACAAACUAUACGGACAUACAAGACAGACCAGUUCCCCCUGCUCCUCAUAGUAAUGGGCAAACGCACAUCCAAUGAAGUUCUAAAUGUUAUUCAAGGCAAUACAACAGUGGACGAGCUGAUGAUGAGGUUAAUGGGAGCCAUGGAGAUCUUCACAGCACAGCAACAAGAGGACAUCAAAGAUGAGGACGAGCGUGAGGCAAGAGAGAUGGUGAAGAGGGAACAGGACGAGGCCUACCGUCUGUCUUUAGAGGCUGACCGUAAAAAGAGAGAAGCCCAAGAGAGAGAAGAGGCCGAGCAGGUUCGCCUGGAACAGAUGAGAAAGGAGCUGGAGGAUGAAAAGGAGGCAAUCCGUCUGUCAUUGGAGCAGGCUCUACCACCAGAGCCCGUCGAGGAUUCGGCAGAGCAAAUCAGCAAACUGCGAAUUCGCACACCAAGUGGCGAGUUUCUGGAAAGGCGUUUCCUGGGAAGCUGUGAGCUUCAGGUCCUUUUCAACUUUGUGGCCUCCAAGGGUUACCCCUUUGAUGAGUUUAAGCUCCUCACCACCUUCCCUCGUAGAAAUAUCACACAAUUGGAUCCAGGGUCCACUCUGCUGGAGGCAAAGUUGUUUCCACAGGAGACGCUCUUUCUGGAGGCGAAAGAAUAGGAUGUGGCCCUGAUAACUGAGAGGACUGACUCACUGACUGACUGAUGUACUGGCUGGACACACAAUCGUCACAGAGCAUGACCCCCUCCUCCCCGAAUCUGGGCUGACAGUACACACACACACACACACACACACACACUCUCACACACGCACACGUACCCCUAAACACUCAUACAUAAAAAAAUAAAAAACUGGCAUGCACAUCCAGUAACACAUAUGUGCAAGUAAGCUUCUCUGCCCACGGCCUGGUCAUGGUACACGAAAGCCUCGUGUCCACAUGUUGCACAGUGAAGCAAAAACAGAAUCACAAGCACACAGCCAAAUAUUCACCGUACCUAAGCCCCCUCUCUCUCUCUCUCUCUCUCCCUCUCCCUCUCUUCUCUCCCUCUCCUCACACACUUCACAAAUUCAUGCUCCGAGCCACUGUCAUGGUUUCCUCUCACAUCACCAACAAUACAAUAACAACACCAAGUGACUGAGUACAGAGGAUCACAGAAAAAAAUCAAAAACAAAAAAACAGUAUAAGGACUUGGCCCCCUCUUGUUUCCACAUUCAUCACACCAAGGCUGCUUUUUUAAAACUUGUUUUUGUGUUUGAAAUUUAAAAAAAGAAAAAGUA